Messenger RNA from Mytilus trossulus (common blue mussel), 5688 nucleotides. Its product is annotated as glutamine and serine-rich protein 1-like. The coding region runs from base 159 to 4070 and encodes 1303 amino acids. The record is from RefSeq and is a predicted model, not a curated record. NCBI's taxonomy places the organism in Eukaryota, Metazoa, Mollusca, Bivalvia, Mytilida, Mytilidae. The transcript has 15 exons. Gene Ontology annotation, cellular component: nucleus.
UGAGGAACUUUGGGUAAAUUGAGAGGCUGAACAUGGCGCAAGAAAACAAAUACACACUUUUAUAUUCAUAAUACGUCUUCAGUGCAUUAAACUACAAACCAGUCUAAAUAAACUACCACCCUUAACAACCAUAAGUUGUGAUAUUGCAGACAUGAUGGAUGUAUGGUAGACCUGUUAUGGAUCCAAACCAAUGGAGAAAUCAAGCAUAUAACUCUCUAGUUCAAGGAUUUCCCUCAUUAGAUCCAUACAUAUCUACUGAACAAACAGUUGGAGCCUUGUCACCUCAUCCUCAUUUAGCUGGGACUAGACCAGUACCAGGUCUUUCUGGUUCAUCGACAGGGUUUACAGGACCAUUUAAACCAACAGCAUUAUCUCCCUUGGAAUUUGAGGGAGUUCGUCAAAGAGAGCCUGUUAAUUUUGGGUUAGAUUUAUCACCUCCAAAAACUUCAUUUGCACAGGAGAGAAAUCAUAAUUGGAGACAGCCUAAUUUAGCUCAGACUUCACAUAGCUUAAUUGGAAGUUUACCAACUGAAUUGUCUCCCCUUGGUCAGCGCUUUUUACCACCACCAGCACAUUGUGGAGUUUCUAACUUGCAUCAAAGUUCUAUUCAGGAGAGUCCAACACAAAACAACCUUAUAAAUUCUCCACUUCCAUCUCCAUUUCAUUCUCAGUUUUCUGAAAGAUCUGAUACUUUUGAAAGAAAUUCACAUCUACAACAGGAACAAAGUGACAUUUCAAAUUCUAGGAGGGAACAGUUGUUAAGAUCAUCAGAAGGAAACUUUAAUUAUUCUUUACCUACUUCACAGCCAUAUAUAGAUAAUCACAAUGUAAAACAUGGUACACAAUUUGAACAAGUGAGAACAAGCAUUUCAUUACCUGACCAAAGGGGAGAUAAUUUCAAUCAAUAUUUUUCAACAGGAAGCCCCUACAGAAAUCCACAACAUUUGUCUUUUCCAAGUUCACUACACCAACAAAAUUUUGAUACUGAGCAAUCUCAGCAAAGAAUAGUUUCUACCAAUCAUCAACAAAAUAUCUACAACUCUCAAAGAAUAUCAGUCGCUGAGGAUAAUUCUGAGUCUUUUAUUAAUUCUAAUAGAGGCCCAGUGACAAUUCAAGCAGUAGCCGAUUCUACAACAAAACCAAAAAAGGGAAGAGGUCGGAAAAAGAAAGAAACUGUUAUAGAAGAAACAAAAUCUGCCAACGAGAAGAAAUUAGUUGACUCUUUUAUUCAGCAAGAACAACAAUUAAAGGCUUUCUCACAUACAGAAAGUCAAGAAAAUCUAUUUAAACAAAGUCAAUCAUUAAUGUCAGGUAAUAUUUAUGGACAGAAUUAUGGAAACAAUAACCAAAGCCUAGUUCCUUUCAGUAUGCAGAGCUCACAAAUUUCAAGUUCAAAACUUCCAGAUAUGUCUCAGGGUCAGCUAAUAUCUCAUUCCCAAAAUAUGAUGGGUGCUGGAUAUUCCCAAAGUCCCUCUAAACAUUCACAGGCACAUGGAAGUUAUGAUUUUGCUUCAAGUGGGACCAUGAUGGAAAAUUUAGGGCAGAGGAAUAUAAACAAUGAUACAUAUAGAAAUUCUUCUGUUCCAAAUGAAAACUUUAAUCCCCAAGUGAUGGCUUCAUCAAGAAAUAAUUUUAUGUCCUCAAACAAUCCGCAUGUAUUCAGUGAUGGAAAUGCUGCAAUUCAAAAUCCACAUGGACAAAAUAGGAUUAUGGAUAAUAAUCAGUAUUCCUAUGAUGGGGAUCCAAAUCAAUCUUCUUUUGUGGCUCAGUUAAAUUCAAGUGAAUUUGAUGCAUUAGAAAUGGACCAAGGAGUAUAUUCAGGAAAUGGUAACCUUUGUAAUUUAGACACAUUUAAUUCAUAUGGUCAAAAUUUGACUCAACAAAAUUAUUGUGCAAAUCCACAAAGUAAUCCAUCUUCUACUGUGGAUGAAGCAGCAUUAUCAAGUCUUAUUAGUGAUCAUCCACAUGUGGAGCCGCCAAAUCCACAUGGUAGACUCUUUGAAGGAUUUACAGAAGAUUAUUCACAAAAUAAACCAUUUAUAGCAGAACCUGCUUUGCCACCAACUGCUGUAUUAAACCCAGUAGAAGAGGAUGAUGAAUUUCGACAUUUAAAAAAACCACCUGUCAUUGAGAAAAUAACCAGUGAACAAACACAAUUACCAAAAAUUCAACUUCAGGGUCAAGCUAAAGCUGAACCUCCGCAGCCUCAAAAACCUGUUGAAAAACAACCACCUGCUAAAAGUAAUAAAAAUAAUGCAUUUAUGGACUCAUUUUUAAGUUUCAUUCAAGGUAAGAAACCAGAGACAUUAUCUAGUGUAAAUACUGCUGUAACCAAAAAACCCCAACUUCCUAAAUACAUCCCUGAACCAAAACGUCCACGUCAAACUUCAGUGGAAAAGAGUAGUGAUAGUGCUGCUAGCACACCUAAACCUGACACUGACAAUAAAUCUGAUACUAAUUCUCUAUCAAAUGGAGAUACAUCUAGUUCUAAAACAAAAAUGUCAGAUGAUGAUGAUGAAGCAAGUACUGGGUUAACUGGUACCGUAAAAAAUAUUGACACUGGUGAUAAAGACCAUCCUAGUCUAAAAAUGAGAAUUAAGUUACAAAAAACUCCUCCAAAACAGAAGAGAUCAAAGACAUCUGGACAGUCAAUAGUCAAACAUAAACGCUCCAGGAGUUACAGAGAAAGUGAUGAUGAACAUGGAAGGUCCUCAGGGGAAGAAUAUCAGGUUGACUCCUCACAAGAAGAAGAAGAGGAAGAAAGGGAGAGAACUCCUUCACCAGAAGUGCCAGCUAGAAGAACUUCUACAAGAAAAGCUAAAGUAUUAGCUCAACAGAAAAAAUAUAAAGACAGUGAAAGUGAGACUGAAGGAGACAAAGUUCCUGAGACCUAUGAUUCUGACUCAGAUCCAGCCUGGACACCAGUCGCAGACGAUAAAAAAGAGCCUGCAUUUGAUGGAGACUUAGGCAGUUCACAGAGAAAAGGUCGUUCAAGAAAUACAAAAAUCAAAAUGAAACUCAAACGGCCAUCAAAAGCAGCAAAAUCUAUCCCUGCUAAAUCACCAAGGGUGGAAAGAGUUGCAUAUCCCAGAGUUCCCAGUCCAGAAAUUGAGUCAUCAUCAGAAGAUACAGAGGAGGAUAAUGCAACAGCUUCACAAGCACUUGUGAUGGGUGCAUUUGUCAUUAAUAAAAAAGAUCUCAACAAUUUUGAAGGAUUUCCUAUCUGGAAAAUUGAAGCUGGUAAAAUGAUGAGAAAAUAUGAAUUGUAUGUUGAAAAAGGAGAAAUCCUUCAUAGAUCCUUAUCAACAUAUUCCAGCUGGCUACCAAACAUGGAGAAGAACUAUGUAUCUGUGAGAACUAAACAGAUCCCUCAUACUCGGGCCACCAUUAAAGAUAGUCAGUAUAUAGUACAGGUCUUAGAUGAGGAUAGGCCUAAACCAAAAUUAGAUUCAGGUAAAGAGACAGAGUAUGAGAAAGAUCCAUUAGCCGAAAUGUUUAAUGUCUUUAUGCAAGUAUUCCUAAGUCAGGCGAUGGAGCCAACAUUUCUGGAAGCAAUACAUGAAAGUGGCGAUGAUUUCUAUUUGAAACCAUUAAAGAAGAUUGAUCAUAUCAUAACUAAAAAGCUGCUAGAAAUUAACAGUAAAGUAAGAUGGAUGACAGAUUUUAAGAAAACUGCUGAGAAGAGACCUCACAUCAGAGAAGUUGACAAACCUCACCUCAAAACUCUGUGUCAGGCUACAGAGAAUGCCACACAGAAUGCCAUUAAGUCUGUGCACUUGUUUGGUCAACCUUAUGAUAGAAGGACUUUGAAAGAAAUUCCAGAUAAUACUUCUCAUCAAGGCAGUGUGGAAUACCUGUUAGGAAAAUCAGCAUCACAUUACAUAGGUGCCUACCAUAGUCUUCAUCAUUUCAAGUAUAACCUGUAUAAAAGGUGCUUAGCAAAGGUUGAUAUUGUGAGAGAAGGAAACACAAAUUUAGAUAAUUCUGAAAUCCUGGAUAAAUGUUUAAAUAAUAGAACAUGGGUGCUUAAGAUAUUUGAUGACUUAAAGAAUAUGUUAGAAAAAGGAUGAAGAAGAUUGAAGACAACAUUGGUACAAAGCAAUUAAUUCAUCAUAGUGUUGUGAGAGAUAGAGAUCUGAUGUUUAUAAGUCAUUAAGAGAAUAUUGAAUGCUUUAUGUAUGUCAGAAAUUAUAGGAUUAAAUAUAAAUGUGCUGUUAUAUUUUAAAAUAAAACCAAGACAAUAUUGUUAUUGAAAUGUUGAGAAUGGGCACAAAUCACUUAUUAAGUUGUACAAUUUAUUUAUUGUUAGAAAGAUGAUUUCAUAGUUUGUUAAAACUAACAAAGAUUUGAAAGGAUGCAAGUCCACUAUAUGAUAUAUUUUUGUUUGUUUCAAAAAUAGAAUAGUUAAGAUAUACUGUUGUACCACAUCUCCUUAUAUCUACUUUAAGAUCAAAAUAACCGAAACCACCAGUAAAUUAAACUACAAAAUAUUUUUGCACUUGAAAACUAAUGAUAUUAGUAAAUUUUGAUACACAAAUGAUGCACUAUGAUUUUAUGUUUGAUUUUUUUUAUUAAAAUGGAUAUAUUUUUUUACUGUUAUUGAAUUCUAAUUUGAUUUGAUUUCAAACAAAUAAGGUGAAAAAAUUGUUUUUGUUUUGAAAAUAAGAUGAGAGAUUUGGAAAAAAAUUAUCAAUUUUGUUGUUUUAUCAGUUUAAUUGUAAUGAUUGAUUAUUUUCAUUCCAUUCAAAUUGUUUACUAAUAUAUUGGGAACUACCCAAGGAUUUGAAUAAGUUAUGAAUUGCAAGAUUUUAAAUGCAAUUUUAUUAGAAAAAAACAGUUUCAGUGCCAACUUUAAGUAUUUUGUUAUGUCUCUUAUUUAAGAUACCUGCCUAUGAGAGGUGUAUAAGUGGGCAUUUCCUGUAGUCAGUGGUUUAAGCAGGUAGAUGCACUAAGAUUGGUUGUGCUUUGUAGCUUUAUUUUCAUUGAAACUAUGUCUUUUUUAGGGGGAAACGUGCCAUACACAUCUUUUACACUAAUUAAGAUGCAUUCAUACUUCAUUUUUCAAUUCAACUUCAUCAGAUUAUUUAUGAAACAGAAGUGUGUGAAUUAUUUAACCCUCAUUGUGUGUCAGAUAUGAUUGAAAGAAACAGCUAAAUGAUAUUUAAUUAUACCCCACGCAACGAGUUGCGGAGGGUAUAAUGUUUUUGACCCGUCCGUCCGUCCGUCAGUCUUGUUUCUUGUCAUCGCAACUCCUCUGAAACCACACAACAGAAUUUCACGAAACCUUUUCAGAUAAUAAGGACAUACUAUGUAAUUGUGCAUAUCGACGGGAAAUUGCGAUUAAAUUUUUUUCUAGGAGUUACACCCCUUUGAACUUAUGUACUUUAAUGUACUACUGCAACAGUUUGUCAUCGCAACUAUUCUGAAACCACAUAACAGAAUUUCACAAAACCUUUUCAGAUAAUAAGGACAUACUAUGUAGUUGUGCAUAUUGACGGGAAAUUGCAAUUCAAAUUUUUUUCUAGGAGUUACACCCCUUUGAACUUAUUUGCUUCAAUGUACUUCUGCAACAGUUUGUCAUCUCAACUCCUCUGAAACCACACAACAGAAUUUCAUGAAAUUUUGUAGAUAAUAAGGACAUACUAUUUAGAUGUGCAUAUUGGCAGGAAAUUAAUUUUUCUUAUACAA